AUGUCUCAACCUUUAAGGAAAAGAGGUAUAAAUGUACCCACAUCCAUAUAUGAUUCUGGAAUUCAUAAGAAUGUUGAUGAUAUCCAUUAUAACAACUCCACUUUCAGACCAAGAAGAUCAACCAAGCUCUCCAGAUAUAUAAGUUCUAUUAAGCUUGGUCAUUUGAUGCUAGUGUCUUUCUUAUGGCUUAUAACACUUUUUUAUUUCCAAAGAAUCAAACCAGGACAUGCAAUAGACGAAUGCGAGUGGUCAAAGUGGGAACAUUUUGGCACUGAUGCUGAGCCCCAUAGAGUUUUAUUAAUUGCUGAUCCACAAAUUGUUGACGAUCACACCUAUCCAUCAAGACCUCGGUGGAUCCAAUACAUUACAAAGAAAAUAUCAGAUAAUUACAUGUCAAUAAAUUACAAACAUAUGCAAGAAAAAUUACGUCCACAUUCUACAAUAUUUUUGGGAGAUUUGUUUGAUGGAGGAAGAGAAUGGCAUGAUGACAAGAAGUGGUAUGAUGAAUGGAAGAGGUUCAACAGAAUGUUCCCAAGUUAUCCAAACAGAAAGUUUUAUUAUAAUAUCUUGGGAAACCAUGAUGCUGGUUGGGAUAAAACUAUGAAUAGAACCAUUCUUGAUAGAUUUAAAGUGAUAUUUGGUGAUAGUAAUGACUAUCAGAAUAUUGGUAAUCAUACUUUCUUAUUUCUUGACACUAUUGCAUUAUCUGCCACCAAUAAUAAUGACUCUUCAAUAGUAGAAGAGGCUAGAUACUAUCUCAAUAAUUUAACAGAGAGCUUUUUGCCAGAGUUGGACAGCAUACAGGUCUCAAAAAAUCAAAAUUUGUUCCCCAGAGUUUUAUUGACACACGUUCCAUUCUUCAGAGAUCCAGCACAACAGCCAUGCAGAGGCCCAAGAGAAAACAAAAAGCCAUUUCCUUUGGUGAAUGGUGGUACUUUUCAAACAGUAUUAUUUCCUGAUUUAUCAAAUGAAUUGCUCAACAAAUUGCAACCAGAAAUCAUCUUUUCUGGUGAUGACCAUGAUUAUUGCGAGAUUGACCACAUGUAUAUAGUUAACAAAAAACGAGCAGGGGCUGAUACUUCCAACAAACAAACCAGGGAAAUUACAGUGAAGUCUUUCUCGAUGAAUAUGGGUGUGCGGUAUCCAGCUGCUCAGUUGCUCUCAUUAUAUAACCCCCUUGACAGGCCGGUUUCCCAGACAUAUCAAACAGAAAUUUGUUAUCCUUAUGCACCAUUUGUGACUUUAUAUUCAUAUGGCUUUUUGUUGUUGGUGACUAUAAUUCACUGGGUAUUGGUCAGCAUUUGUCCUAGUACUUUCAUCAAAAUACAAUUGGCACUAUAUAAAUGCUUUAAACAUCUAUUGCCAAAAAGUUUGAUUUCGAAGUAUUCAUCAAUGGGUGGCAUAUAUACAGAUAAGAAAUAUGAAGAUGACUUGAAUACUCCAUUUUCGCCAGAAAGUCUAAAAUUUUAUGAGGACGGCUAUGAUUUGGAAAGAAUAACCCUGGGGAAGGGUUUAAAGCCUAGAGAUCUGAGAGGUUUUUGGGUAAAUUUUACUACUCAAUUGUUGGUUAUCUAUCUAUUGUUCAGUUAUUUCUAUAUAACUGUGUAA
Molecule: messenger RNA, 1608 nt
Organism: Saccharomycopsis crataegensis
Lineage: Eukaryota; Fungi; Ascomycota; Saccharomycetes; Ascoideales; Saccharomycopsidaceae
Gene: CDC1
Product: putative lipid phosphatase CDC1
Exons: 1
Coding region: 1-1608 (535 amino acids)
Biological process (GO): GPI anchor biosynthetic process
Cellular component (GO): endoplasmic reticulum
Molecular function (GO): hydrolase activity
Source: RefSeq, a predicted model, not a curated record